UUUCUUCCCAUUGAUCAUCGCUCAACCCCUCCAAAAUUCCAGUAGAUUUGUAUUGAGAUUCUCAAUUUCUUCAAAUUACCACAACUAGUCCUCCCUAGUUUUUUGAUUUCAAAUUAGCAUUAUGACCACUGAAGAACCUGUUGUCCCUAUUGAGGGUGUGGCCGAACGGGUCGGAGAUGAACAUGCUGUUGGAGAGAACCCUCCAGCGGAAACAGCCAAGUCUAAGAAAGCCACCACCAAAAAGGAAUCCAAGCCUAAAAAAGCUAUUGUUGUCCCGCGAAAGCGUAAUCCUCCUUAUCUCGAGAUGAUUGAGGAUGCGAUUGUGACGCUGAAGGAGAAAACUGGUUCUAGUCAGUACGCAAUUACAAAGUUCAUUGAGGAGAAGCAGAAGAAUCUCCCACCGAAUUUCAAGAGGCUUUUGCUGGUUCAAUUGAAAAAGUUCGUGGCUUCUGGAAAGCUGGUCAAAGUGAAGGGUUCGUACAAGCUCCCGUCGGCUCCGAAGCCAGCUGCCUCUGCACCGGUUAAGAAGAAGCCCGUUCCAGUCGCCAAGCCGAAAGCUUCUUCUCUGAAAAUCACUAAGGAGAAGAAGCCUGGCCCUUCAAAAGCCUACCCAAAGCCAGCUGCUAAGCCGAAGCCAAGUGCUAAGGCGAAGCCAGCUGCAAAACCUAAAGCUGUUGCAGCGGCUAAGCCAAAGGCGGCUGCCAAGACCAAGGCAGUAGCUAAGCCAAAAACGGAGAAGAAGCCACCGGCUAAGGUGGCAAGGACCUCGUCGAGAACUACUCCUGGGAAGAAGGUGGUGGCGGCUCCCAAGAAGGCUGCGCCAGCUGCUAAGAGGACCUCGGCUAGGAGCGUGAAGCCGAAGAGUGUCAAGUCUCCCGUAAAGAAAGUAGCUGUUAAGAAGGGAAAGAAGUGAGAGGGGCCUAGUAUCGGAAAUAGCUAUCGUUUGUGGGGAUAAUUCUGUAAAUUUGUCUUGAUCCUUUUUAGUUGUGCGUAGCUGGUUUUUAUGUUAACGAAGCCUUACAUAAUCUACCUUUUUCUUUUUUAAAAUUUACUUGUUUCUCCGCUUCUAUUAUUCUUAGGGCUUUGAAUUUUAGGGAUGAUUAAGCGUUCUUAUAAUCUUGUGUUCAGCAGAGAUUUUUUUCAACUU
Olea europaea var. sylvestris is the source of this 1147-nucleotide messenger RNA. RefSeq names its product histone H1-like. Gene Ontology annotation, cellular component: nucleosome; nucleus. The record is from RefSeq and is a predicted model, not a curated record. Gene Ontology annotation, biological process: negative regulation of DNA recombination; chromosome condensation; nucleosome assembly. The transcript is spliced from 2 exons. NCBI's taxonomy places the organism in Eukaryota, Viridiplantae, Streptophyta, Magnoliopsida, Lamiales, Oleaceae. The coding region runs from base 122 to 913 and encodes 263 amino acids. Gene Ontology annotation, molecular function: double-stranded DNA binding; nucleosomal DNA binding.